Molecule: messenger RNA, 2289 nt
Organism: Helianthus annuus (common sunflower)
Lineage: Eukaryota; Viridiplantae; Streptophyta; Magnoliopsida; Asterales; Asteraceae
Product: dihydrolipoyllysine-residue acetyltransferase component 2 of pyruvate dehydrogenase complex, mitochondrial
Exons: 19
Coding region: 320-1975 (551 amino acids)
Biological process (GO): pyruvate decarboxylation to acetyl-CoA
Cellular component (GO): pyruvate dehydrogenase complex
Molecular function (GO): dihydrolipoyllysine-residue acetyltransferase activity
Source: RefSeq, a predicted model, not a curated record
AAGCGGAUGAUGUACGCGGCGUGGAUUGUGUUCUCACAGCCAAACCCAAACCCCACUCCCCAAGUCUAAGUGAUGAUUAUUUAAAUUAGGAAAUGUAAAAAAAAUCAAGGUAAAAAAAAGCGAAAAGGUCCCCCACACUUUUACGUAUUACCAUUUUACAGCAAGACCCAUUUUAAUCAGGAAGACACCAAUCUGGACCUUCCUUACCUUCACCAAUUGACUUUUCUUAUUAGCCCUAGCCAAUACACACACAUUCAUUCAUUCAACCAAAGAUUCGCUGCAUCAUCUCCGACGGCGUACGCCAUUUCUUCCGGCGAACAUGACUUUCGCAUCUCACGUAUUCCGUCACUCUAAACAGUUGAAAAAUGCUCCUGGAUUGCUACGGCAGGAUCAUGCUGUUCUGGUUCGGUGGUUUACGCAUAGUACUCGUUCCGUCACUAGCAAAGGGGAUGAUAUGUUGAAGCAUCGCCAGAUUAGCAAUGUUUUCGGGGAGAGUGUGUGUGCAUGUAAGUCUUGCAGUGGAUCCAUGUCUAGUGCACCCGUGUUCACUCGAAGUUAUAGGGCGGUUAAUUCCACAAAGGUGCAAAAUGGACAUGCUGCUAGUGGCAUGGUGUUUAGUAGAGGAAUUACAUGCUCUGAUGUGCAACUGAAGAGAAGUUUUGCAACAAAUUCAGGCCUUCCCCCACACCAAGAGCUCGGGAUGCCUUCUCUUUCUCCUACAAUGACAGAGGGCAACAUAGCACGCUGGUUAAAGAAAGAAGGUGAUCAAGUCUCACCUGGUGAAGUACUAUGUGAAGUUGAAACAGAUAAAGCCACCGUUGAAAUGGAAUGUAUGGAGGAAGGAUAUCUUGCUAAGAUUAUACAUGGAGAUGGAGCAAAAGAAAUCAAAGUUGGCGAGGUGAUUGCUAUAACUGUUGAAGACAAGGAAGAUAUUGAAAAAUUCAAAGACUACAAACCCCAAGCAUCAGAUGGUGGGGCCCAACAAGCUCCCCCAGAAAGUACUCCUACCAAAGAAGAGGUAAUUGAAAAAGCACCCAGCCCACCUGAACCAAAACCUGUGAAGCCCAGUACAUCACCUGCAACAGACCGUGUUUUUGCUAGUCCUCUUGCAAGAAAAUUGGCUGAAGAUAACAAUGUAUCUUUAUCAAGUAUUAAAGGUACAGGCCCUGAUGGAAGCAUUGUGAAGGCUGACAUCGAAGAAUACUUAGCUUCUGGUAAGAAAGAUCUUUCAGCAGCACCAUCAAAGGCUGACGCUAAAGCUCCAGUUUCCGCUAUCAAUUACACUGACAUUCCAAACUCUCAGAUAAGAAAGGUCACCGCUUCACGGUUGUUGAUGUCAAAGCAAACCAUUCCACAUUAUUAUCUUACUGUAGAUACAUGUGUCGACAAGCUUACUAAAUUGCGUGCAGAACUCAAUUCGUUACAAGAAGCUUCAGGAGGGAAGAAGAUAUCCAUUAAUGAUCUUGUGAUUAAGGCUGCAGCAUUAGCUCUUCGUAAAGUUCCUCAAUGUAACAGUUCGUGGACUAAUGAUUAUAUUCGUCAGUUUCAUGAAGUGCACAUCAACGUGGCUGUGCAGACCGAUAAUGGACUCUUUGUCCCUGUCGUAAGGGACGCUGAUAAGAAGGGCCUGUCAGCAAUUUCAGAGGAUGUAAAGAAUCUAGCCCAAAAAGCUAGAGAAAACAGCUUGAAACCAGCUGAAUAUGAGGGGGGUACAUUCACGGUUUCAAAUCUAGGGGGCCCGUUUGGGAUCAAGCAGUUUUGUGCUAUCAUAAAUCCACCUCAGGCUGGCAUUCUAGCAGUUGGAUCUGCUGAGAAGAGGGUUAUUCCCGGUUCAGUGGCUGGAGAAUUCCAGUUUGCGUCAUACAUGUCUGUCACAUUGAGUUGUGAUCACCGUGUUAUUGAUGGUGCUAUUGGUGCGGAAUGGCUAAAAGCAUUCAAAGGCUACAUAGAGAAUCCGGAGACAAUGCUGCUUUAGAGACCAUCAUCUGUGUUUUCUCUUUUUGAUUUAAUUUCCAUUUGCGAUUAUCAAUUUCUUUCCAUGUGUUGUUUACCCACUGGCUUUCGGUUGAUCACAUGAUGAAAUCUUGGUUUCAAAAUAAGAAAAGAGAGGUCGAGUUUUCGAGUCAUGAAAACGUGAACUCAGUUUUGGUGAUGUAUAGAGUUAACAUCUAAUGUGCAGGACGUAAUUCUCGAUUCAAUUCUUGCACUUGCAUGUAACCUGAAUAAAACCGAUUACCCAACUGAUACUAUGUUUUGGUUUCAUUUAUUUCUAAUUCAUCUUGCAGAUUG